Messenger RNA from Brassica rapa (field mustard), 1251 nucleotides. RefSeq lists its product as uncharacterized. The record is from RefSeq and is a predicted model, not a curated record. Lineage: Eukaryota; Viridiplantae; Streptophyta; Magnoliopsida; Brassicales; Brassicaceae.
AUGGCCAAUUAUCUUGUUUGGGUUGCACAUGGAGAAGUGUAUGAGGUUGACAAUCACUCACGACAUGCUCAGGAAAAUACAAACACGCCCACAGAUGUUUCCAUGCAAGCUCCAAACUCUUAUGUUGAGAUGAUAAGUAAUGCCUUUAAUGAGCAUACGUCCUCUCAUGAAAGCAUUGAAGAAGAUCCCAACGAAGAAGCCAAAAAUUUUUUCAGUCUGUUAAAUGCAAGCCAAAAUCCAAUAUAUGAUGGAUGUCGAGAAGGACACUCACAAUUGUCAUUGGCGGCUCGAUGUAUGACACUGAAAACAGACUAUAACUUGUCUGAGAAGUGCAUGGAUUAUAUUGCUGAAAUGUUGAAAGACUACAUGCCUGCAGAUAACAAUGCCACUGCUUCAUACUAUGACACAAAGAAACUGAUGCGGUCUUUGGGGCUGCCUUACAAAAAGAUAGAUGUGUGUCAGAAUAAUUGUAUGAUCUUCUGGAAAACCGACGCAGACCUAGAAAGCUGUAAAUUCUGUGGAGCUGCGAGAUUCAAAAGUACAAAAAAACCUGGAAGAAAACAAGUUCCUUUUCGACAAAUGUUUUAUCUGCCAAUAGCUGAUAGACUGAAAAGAUUAUAUCAGUCAAAGAAGACAGUUUCACAUAUGAGGUGGCACAAAGAACAUUAUUCAACUCAGGACAGUAAUGUAAUGAGUCAUCCAUCAGAUGGUGAAGCAUGGAAACACUUUAACCAGGUAUAUCCUGAUUUUGCCAAUGAAUCUAGAAAUGUCUAUCUUGGUUUGUGCACAGAUGGAUUUAAUCCUUUUGGUAUGUCUGGUCAAAAUUAUUCGUUGUGGCCGGUGAUUCUUACUCCAUAUAAUCUACCACCUGACAUGUGUAUAAAACGUGAGUUUAUGUUUCUCACAAUAUUAAUCCCUGGUCCAAACCAUCCAAAAAGGAGUUUAGAUGUGUUUUUACAGCCUCUCAUAGAGGAGCUUAAUGGUUUAUGGACUGAUGGAGUUGAGUCAUAUGAUGUAUCGCUGAAGCAGAACUUUACAUUACGAGCUAUGCUUUUAUGGACGAUCAGUGAUUUCCCCGCUUAUGCUAUGUUAUCUGGAUGGACAACUCAUGGUCGUUUAGCAUGUCCUUAUUGUAUGGGUGAUACUGAAGCUUUUUGGCUGAAGCAUGGAAGGAAAACAUGUUGGUUUGAUUGUCACCGUCUUUUUCUUCCAAAAGACCAUCCUCUACGCCGAAACAAGAAAAACUUUUAA